AUUCAGAGUUCAGUUCUAUUCGACUGUAUCCGGAACUAUGAGGUUCCUGUUGGCAGUGCAUUUGUUGGUUCUAUGUGUAGGACUGGGUGAUGCUUGCUAUUGCCCCGAUUAUCCACCAAACGGUUGUGAUUCACAAUAUUCCAUCCUGGGAGACGUACUAAGACGACAAGUCCAGCGACCUGGAAUAAAUGGUAGAAGUGUUUACACAGUUAGAGUGUUACAAAUCUAUAAGGCUGAGAGACCCCUUCCCUACGUUUGGCCCGGCAUUGUACGGAUAUCUGCUUAUCACGGAAGUUCAACCUGUGGCGUUAUCCUCACAACAGGACGACUCUACGUCAUAUCCGGAUAUUAUCAAGGCUCUUCGUUACAGACCAGCUCCUGUUCAUAUGUCAGACAAUGGAACGAAAUUCCUUUUUCAGAAAGAUGGAAUCUCUAUUGUAGACAUUUUUAAGUAAAACACUAAAUUUCCAUAGAAUAUAUUGGAAACAAUCAA
Molecule: messenger RNA, 493 nt
Organism: Saccostrea cuccullata (small rock oyster)
Lineage: Eukaryota; Metazoa; Mollusca; Bivalvia; Ostreida; Ostreidae
Product: NTR domain-containing protein-like
Exons: 4
Coding region: 38-451 (137 amino acids)
Biological process (GO): negative regulation of endopeptidase activity; negative regulation of membrane protein ectodomain proteolysis
Cellular component (GO): extracellular matrix
Molecular function (GO): protease binding; metalloendopeptidase inhibitor activity
Source: RefSeq, a predicted model, not a curated record